Molecule: messenger RNA, 1151 nt
Organism: Clarias gariepinus (North African catfish)
Lineage: Eukaryota; Metazoa; Chordata; Actinopteri; Siluriformes; Clariidae
Gene: agrp
Product: agouti related neuropeptide
Exons: 4
Coding region: 87-518 (143 amino acids)
Biological process (GO): hormone-mediated signaling pathway; positive regulation of feeding behavior; adult feeding behavior
Cellular component (GO): extracellular region
Molecular function (GO): type 1 melanocortin receptor binding; neuropeptide hormone activity
Source: RefSeq, a predicted model, not a curated record
CAGGGGUGAGGAGCACUGCAGUAACAUAUCUCAAUCCAGUUAAUAGCCAGCUUGCUGACAGAGGAAACAUUUCUGACUCAGUGGUCAUGUUGAGUAUCGUGAUCUUCUGCUGGUUGAGUCUCAGCGCCCUCCGGGUGGCAUCGGGUCUGGUCCGCACUAACCGUAUGGAGGUUUCGCAUCCCAGUCUGAGGAGGACAGAUGCCUUGUUUUUCCCUGACAUCACCGUGCAAGAUUCAGGUCCUGCAGUGGACGCAGUACAACUUCGAAUCGAUUCAGUCGAGGAACAGCUGAUGGUCGAUCCUGUGUCCUAUGAUGAAUACCCGCAGGACACGGCGGAUGCAGUACAGCUCCAGAGGAGGGGCACACGUUCACCAGGUCGCUGUAUUCCACAUCAACAGUCGUGUCUGGGCCACCAGCUGCCCUGCUGCGACUCGUGCGAUACCUGCUACUGCCGCUUCUUUAAGGCCUUCUGUUACUGCCGCAGUAUGGACCACUCCUGCAAACACAGGCGUGCCUAGCACUCAAAAGCCUGGCCCUGUAGGAGGUUGGGUUGAACAUGAUAUGUGGCUGUGAAUAUAAAACCAUGUGCCAAUACACAUUUGUUAAAAUGCACUAGAAUCUAUGAUGGUAGCGCUUUACAUUAAAGUGCCCUAAACUAUGGGAACAUUGAACAAACCAUUAACUUGAUGAACCAGUGCCUACAUUAUAACGAUAAUGUAAUUAAGUGUCCAAAAAAAUAAUAAAUUAAUUACCAAUUAACUGGCAAAUGUCUUGACAAACGAUGCCAAAUAGUGGAUUUGAAUAUGUACAUCUGGAACCCAAAGGUCAGGUGAUUAUCCACAUUUAAAAAACACACUCUAUGUUUAGUUACAUUGGUUACUGUAUUGUGUUAAUUAGUUUAUUUGUCAAACUUUCUUAUAGAUAAUUAAUGCAGUAGCUUAUGAUUUGUUUGUGUUAAUUAAUGCAGUUAAUAUUAUAUUUAAAAAAAAUGUAAAAAAAAAAAAAAAAAAACUCACAGGCAUCAACUUAGAGAUGCUCAGUGUGAUAAAUAGGCAAUGACCGUGUAUUGUUGUAAUUGUUAAUACGUGUACAAAUAUACAUUAGAAAAAUUGUGUAUUUUUUACGUUAUUGAAUCGAUAGCAAAUCAGUAU